Molecule: messenger RNA, 1294 nt
Organism: Neopsephotus bourkii (Bourke's parrot)
Lineage: Eukaryota; Metazoa; Chordata; Aves; Psittaciformes; Psittacidae
Gene: HSD17B10
Product: hydroxysteroid 17-beta dehydrogenase 10
Exons: 6
Coding region: 88-870 (260 amino acids)
Biological process (GO): androgen metabolic process; fatty acid metabolic process; estrogen metabolic process
Cellular component (GO): mitochondrion
Molecular function (GO): estradiol 17-beta-dehydrogenase [NAD(P)+] activity
Source: RefSeq, a predicted model, not a curated record
UUCCUCCCCCCCCUCCCCUUUCCCCAUCCCUAGCCCCGCCCUUCCGGUGCCUCCCCCCGCUCCCAUUGGCUGGGCGCGGGGCGGGCAAUGGCGACGAUCCGGAGCGUGAAGGGGUUGGUGGCGCUGGUGACCGGCGGGGCCUCGGGGCUGGGCCGGGCCACGGCGGAGCGGUUCGUGGCGCAGGGGGCCCGGGUGCUGCUGCUGGACCUGGGCUCGUCCGAAGGGGCUCAGGUCGCCAAGGAGCUGGGGGAGCGCUGCGCGUUCGCGGCCGCUGAUGUGACAUCGGCCGAGGAGGUGGGAGCUGCCCUGAAGCUGGCCCAGAAGGAGUUUGGGCGCCUGGACCUGGUGGUGAACUGCGCCGGGGUGGGCAUCGCCGUCAAGACCUACAACAGCAAGAAGGACAAGGUGCACGAGCUGGAGGACUUCCAGAGGGUCGUCAAUGUGAACCUGGUGGGGACCUUCAACGUCAUCCGCCUCAGCGCCCAGCUCAUGAGCCAGAACCAGCCCGAUGCUGAUGGCUACCGCGGGCUCAUGGUCAACACGGCCAGCGUGGCCGCCUUCGAGGGGCAGGUGGGUCAGGCAGCUUAUUCAGCCUCCAAGGGUGGCAUCGUGGGCAUGACGCUGCCCAUCGCCCGCGACCUGGCGCCGCUCGGCAUCAGGGUGGUCACCAUUGCUCCAGGGCUCUUUUCCACCCCGUUACUGGCUGGUUUACCCGAAAGGGUUCGGAAUUUCCUGGGACAACAAGUGCCUUUUCCCUCCCGCUUGGGUCACCCCUCGGAAUACGCGCACCUCGUCCAAGCCUUGGCCGAGAACCCCAUGAUCAAUGGGGAGGUGGUGAGGUUGGAUGGAGCCCUCCGCAUGCAGCCAUGAGUUUUGGGGCUCCCCCCCCCCUAAAAUGUGGGGUUGGGGUCGGGGUCGGGGGUAUCCACAGUGGGAUGCUCCCCAUAGCCCCACUGAUGGUUAGAUGCUCCAUGGGGACACUGCAGGAUGGGAAUCCCAUUGGGAUGUGGACUGGGGCACUCCUAUAAGUGGGGACACCCCUCUAUGAGUGGGAUUACCCCAUGGAUUUGGGGACGCCCCCCCCCCAUGGAUUUGGGACCCCCAUGCUGUGAUUUAUGGCUCCACCUCCCCUGAAUGAGGACCAGGGGCACCCAUGGGAGUGGGGGCACCCACAAUGGGGCCCUGUCCGGGUGUGGGACCCCCCCCUUUUUGUGCUAUGGGGCCCCCCCACCCCACGGAGUCCCGGUCCCGCUCCCCGUUGUGCCCCCCCACAAUAAAGCGUGUUCUGCGCUGC